This is a messenger RNA of Naegleria gruberi, 915 nucleotides long. RefSeq lists its product as uncharacterized. The record is from RefSeq and is a predicted model, not a curated record. The transcript has a single exon. Lineage: Eukaryota; Heterolobosea; Eutetramitea; Acrasida; Naegleriidae. Bases 1 to 915 code for a protein of 304 amino acids.
AUGCGAAUCUUCGUCCUGUUGUCUGCAUUUCUAAUAGCUUUACUGCUGCUAGCAGCCAUGACCAAUUCUUCAACUGCCAAAUCCUACUCACUACAAUCACUUUCUUCUGAAAUUUAUAUUCGAAACGGAGAUUGUUCAUUGAAAAUUGUUGAAUAUUUUCAAUAUGAAUUUAAUGGAACCUUUUCUAGAAUUGGAAGAGCAUUACCUCCACUCGCUUCCAAUGCAUAUGAUCGUUCUGUGACUUUAGUUUCGGAUAAUGGAUAUAACAUUAGAAGUGAGUAUCAGAAAAUUAGUGAAAGUCCAUAUGUAGUACUGUAUUUGGAGCCGUCAACUCCUGAAAAUGGAAUAACUGUACUAUCCUUUAAACUUUCGUAUACUAUUUCUGGAUCGAACAGUUUCUUCCAAACUGAAAGUCAAAAGGCUUAUCAAGUUUCGUAUUAUUACAAGGAUAAUUACAAGAUUUUAAAUCUAAAUUCCACAUUCAUCUUUGAUUCCACUAUUGAUUUCUCAAAUCCCCCAACUCCUGACAGCAAUGGAAUUCUCACACUCAAUUCCAAUCAACAAUAUUCCAUUUUCUAUCAGAAAUCAAAUCUCAUUUCUCAAUACACCCCAUCCGUAACCUUUCGUACCAAUUCCAACCAAUACGAUAAAUGCCUAAUUGACCAAAGUGCCAUCAAUGCAGCCAUUAUCCUUAGUGUAAUUGGUGGAACUUUCCUCCUUACAGGUCUGAUAUUAUUUUGUGUUUUGAGGAAUAGAAAAGGUGGAGGUGGUGGAGGAAAUGGUGGUGAUGGGAGUGGUGGUAAUUAUUCCUCUUUCAAUGAUACCAAUUAUACCACUUCGAAUGAUUUUGGAGGAGGAGGUGGUGGUGGUGGAGGUGGCUCCUCAAGCCAUGGAGGUUCUGGAUUUGCAGAUUAA